GGUGCGGGGGGGGGGGCGGUGGGUGAAGAGCCUGUCGGUUGGCGGGCCGGCGGCGGUGGGGUGCCGCUGCCGGCGCCGUGAGGCGAGCUGACUGCCGCUGGAGGCGAAGGGAGCGGCGGCGGCGGCGGCCAGCUUUGCGAAGUCCGGCGGGCUCAGCCCGCCGCGGUGAGUGGGCACCGGGAGCCGGUGUGGCCCUUCGGAGGAGCUUCGGGUUCUCCCGGUGCGCUCAGCGGCGUUCACGGGAAAUUAAAACCGGGCAAGGAUAUAUAAAAAACAACAUUUCCGAGUGCUACGGUAGCUUCGUCGAGUUACCCGCUCUUAGUUUGCUAAAAAGUCCAACAAAUGAAGGAUCUUUUGAAGACUUCGGACGGGUUCAAUUUUUUUCAUUCCCCGUGCGUGCUUCAAGAACAAAGAACUUGCAGUGUUAUUUGCAGAAAUAAUUUAUUAAUGGGCAUGCAACCGUAUUUAAGUUUCUAGUGCAUGUCAAAAUCCCAUCAGUCGCUACAGCACAAAACAGUCUGCUACAGGAAUCUGUUUUUCACUGGCACGAGAUGGAUUAAAAGAUUUACCGAAUCCUGUCCAGUGCUAAUUUCUGCGGUUCUGUUCACUACCUUAGGUGUAAUCCUUUGACGUAGAAAAGAAAAAUGAAAACGUUCUGUGGUGUGAAUUCUGUGCAGUUCAGAAAAACAGAAUCAGCUUUGUCAAGUCUGUACUUUAAAAGCUACUUUACUUGGAUUUUGUUGCAAUAAAAAUAAUAGACAAAACAAGGUUAGACCCGAGCAAUCUGGAGAAGAUUUAUAGAGAAGUUCAGAUAAUGAAGCUUUUGAAUCAUCCCCACAUUAUCAAGCUAUAUCAGGUUAUGGAGACGAAGGAUAUGCUUUACAUUGUUACUGAAUUUGCAAAGAAUGGAGAAAUGUUUGAUCAUCUAACCUCCAAUGGGCACUUAAGUGAAAGCGAAGCACGGAAGAAGUUCUGGCAGAUUCUUUCAGCAGUGGAAUAUUGUCACAGCCACCACAUAGUGCACAGGGAUCUCAAAACAGAGAACCUUCUGCUAGAUGCUAACAUGAAUAUCAAGUUAGCAGACUUUGGCUUUGGAAACUUCUACAAGUCAGGAGAGCCCCUCUCCACUUGGUGUGGAAGCCCACCCUAUGCAGCUCCAGAAGUUUUUGAAGGCAAAGAAUACGAAGGACCUCACCUUGAUAUAUGGAGCCUUGGGGUGGUGCUGUAUGUCCUUGUCUGUGGUUCUCUGCCUUUUGAUGGACCCAAUUUACCAACUCUGAGGCAAAGAGUGCUGGAGGGCCGGUUCCGCAUCCCUUACUUCAUGUCUGAAGACUGUGAAACACUAAUCCGACGGAUGUUGGUUGUGGACCCAACCAAGCGAAUAACCAUUUCCCAAAUAAAGCAGCACAAGUGGAUGCAAGCUGACCCGUCUCUUCAACAGCAGCAGUCUUUGUCCUUCUCCAUGCAAAACUACAACUCCAACCUGGGUGACUACAAUGAGCAGGUCCUUGGGAUCAUGCAAACACUUGGCAUCGACAGGCAGAGAACUGUUGAGUCUCUGCAAAACAGCAGCUACAACCAUUUUGCUGCGAUUUAUUACCUGCUUUUGGAGCGCCUCAAGGAGUAUCGAAGCAGCCAGCUAUCGAGUCGUCCAGCAGCUGGCCGUCAGCAAAGGCCAAGGAGCUCCGAGAUCAGCAGUGUUGAGAUGCCUCAGGACAGUCUCACUAGUGAAACCCUGCGAUCAUCUCUGCUUUACCAGCAACCUCAGAGCCUGAUUCAGCCAUCCUUGCAGGCAGAAAUGGACUGUGACAUGAGCAAUCCAUUACAGCCUAUGUUCUUUCCUGUGGAUCCCAACUUCAAUGGGCUCUUCCGGAACCGCUCCAUCUCCCCCAACAGCCUGCUGGAGACCACCAUUAGUGAAGAAGUAAGGCAAGAAAAGGAGCUGGAAGAUGAAAUUAAGGCAUAUGACCACCCCAUCCGCAUCCCUAGCAACACCAGCAGGAGGCACACACUGGCCGAAGUGACCACUCAUUUCUAUCAGCAUGCCCCUCCAUGUAUAGUCAUUUCCUCUUCUGCAAGCCCCACAGAGGGAACUAGUUCAGACAGCUGCCUUACUUCAUCUUCAAAUGACAGCUCAGUGGCCCUGAGCAGCUGUUUGGCAGGUCAAGUAAUGACGGGGAGCCCAGCCACAGCUAGGAUGACGUCGCCCUUCCUAGCUUCCCAGUCUGACGCUCCAGUGUUACAAGCCCAGGGCUGCAUAGGAGGUGCUUCUCUCCUGCCUGUCAGCUUCCAAGAAGGAAGGCGAGCAUCUGAUACCUCAUUAACUCAAGGCUUGAAGGCUUUUAGGCAGCAGCUGCGGAAGAACGCUCGAGCCAAGGGGUUUCUCGGCUUGAAUAAAAUCAAAGGCUUUGCUCGGCAGGUGUGUCAGUCCUCCUCAUCUCGGGCAGCAAGGAGUGGCAUGAGCCCUUUCCAGCACACGCAGCCGAACACCUGCAUGUACAGCAGCAGUGGGAGCAGCAGAGAGGGAAGAAGCCUCCUGGAGGAGGUGCUACAGCAGCAGAGAAUGCUCCAGCUCCAGCACCACCAGCUACUCCAGACAGCUUGUCCCCAGACUUCUCAGACAUCUGCAACAAAUGGCAUCCCCUCCUCUGAUAGCAUAGGUACCUGCAAAGCAUCCAAUUCUCUUCUGUUGUCAGAGCUACAAAGAGAGAACUCAUUUGAGCUGGCCUUUGCUGGCAACAGCCAACUGCUCCAACCUCAUUUCUUUGGUGUCAGCGUAUCACCGGUGUCCUCAGCAGCUCACCUUUUAGACACGCACCUGUACAUCAGCAGCAACGUUUCUCCAGUUGGCACUACCUUCUCUCAGCAACAGAGUUUCUCUGCGCAGUCUCCAAGCUAUGACGCUGUCACUCUGCAGCACGGGGAUUGUGAGAUGGAGGACCUGACUUCCAACCAGCUAGGGAAGUUCGUCCUGGUCAAGUGAGAGCCCCGGCUGCUACAGCUCACGCUGCUCUUGUUGCGAAGAACUUUCACCACUGUUCCAUGGCAUGUGUGGGUCCAUGGCUGGCUGGUGUUGUGUGGACGAGUGACUCUCAGAAGCAAUAAAUUUUGAAGUAUGUGAAGAGGCUGUCUGGCUCAGAAAGCUAGCAACUUUAUAGAACUGAAACAAGCAAUAUGUAUGUCUUUUUGCUUCUACUAUUCUUGCACUGAACAAAUAUGAAUAGAAACUGAAUUUUUUAAAGGAAAAAUAAUGAUGGGGAAGAUGGGUGGGGCAUUUGUGGGGACAGGGAGGGAUGUGGUUGGGGAAGAACUCUUCGGUACUGUACUCAAGUCAGACCAAUACAGCUCUGCUGUUAUGCAAGAUUAGCAGCUGUCAGUAGUGGUGACACAGCAGGGAGAGGCUUUUCAAAGAAGGGACCAGAGCCUCCCUUUUUCACAAUAUUCAUUUAUGGGUUUGUGAAGAUGAUUACCUCUUUUAAAGAAAAUAAACAGAAAACCAGUGGCAUGCAGCAUUAUGCAUUCAUAGAAGACAAAAAUGGAAGCAUUGCCAUUUGUUGGGGUUUUUUUCCCUCCUGUUAACACUCAUUUUAUUUAAAGGAACCAACAUCCCCAUUCCACACCUCCCAGAUACAUAUACUUUAAAUGAAAACUGUGAACUUCUUGCUUGAUACAUCAGCUGGAAAAGCUUAAAAAGCCCUUCUAAUUAGUACAGAAGCAAGUAAUCUAUUGAAAAUGUAUCCCUUGAUGUAAGGAUCCAAAUUGCAUAAUGUCUGGUCUUUUGCAGGGAUGUUUGUUUGGGGGUGGUGUGUGUGUAUAUACAUAUAAACGUGCACACAUGCAUAUAUUUUGUCGGUCUGAAUAAUCUUUAGGAAUCUCUUUAUAAACGCUAAGUUUUUUCAUAUUCUUGCAGAGGCACUGAGGAGGGAAGUGUUAGUACCAGUGGGGUGAAGGGAAGGGUUUUCUUUUUAAAAAGCCCUCCUGGAGGUUGCCUACAAAGUUGCCUGAGGGGUAUUUCUUAGUGCUGCACAUUGUUAUUUCCGCUGCUAAUUAUGUUUUUAUGCAUUUCAUUAUCAGGGUCCAAACAGAACUGACUCUUGGGGAAAUGUGCAAUAUUGAGGUUAUAAUUACAUACCGGCAAAGACAAAAGGAAUAGGCUAGAACAGAAUUCUACUCUAACGGAGUACAGCUAUUUCUGAACAAAACUGUAUUAAAAGUGAGUAAAACAGCACAAUCUUUGGGUGUUUGUUUUUGGUUGGUUUGUUUUUGGCAUAUUAGCAAAAUGAGGUUUUGGAUUAGAUAGGUGUUUUUUCGUAUGGUUUUUAAUGCUGUAUAUGUAUAUAAAUAGGAAGCAGAAAACUAUAUAACACUAGUUAUUUUUUAUAUUUUGUAAUAUGCUUAUAUUGUGUUUCUGGUAUAGACCCCACUCCCCUUUCAAGGCAGAGCAUAACUUCUGUGGGUAUUGACAGAAGUUAUGCUUAGGUAUAAAGGGGAGAACAGACUGUGCUCCUACAGAAAUGAGUCAGGUAGGGCAUGCAAACUUUGGAAGCAGGUAAGCAAACAGUGAGCCAGCUUGGCUGGAAGCUGCCAUCCGAAUGUCAGAAAAUAGCUGCAUUCUGUCUAAAUGCUUAAAGGACCCAUCUCCCUAGUGUGACACAGGGUGCCUUCAAGUUACCUUGGCUUCAUGCAACCUGCAGUAUUACGCAUUUGCAAAUAAUAUAGAUACCUGUUUUUUUGUUUGGUUUGUUUUGUUUUUUAAAAAGAAAAAAAGCCAAAGAUUGACCAGGUUAAUUGGUGGGAGUAGGAAGGGUUGAAGAUGUCAUGUGGCUCUGUCUGUGGCUCUCCAUAAACGACCUCUUUAUCUCUGUGUAGUAACUGUGUGUCUAUAUUGGUGCAUCUCCAGCUUGCCACUGCUGCUUCGUGGUCUGGAAGCUUCAAAGUGAGAGAAAAUUGCUUGAGUUGAAUUUCUGUUAAUGAGCGGUGCCUUGCAGUAGAGAAAACACCAAAGUCUCAUGCUCAUUUGUAGUGGUUUUAAAAAACAAACAAACAAAACCCAACCCGAAAAACAGAUUGCAUGGAGAUGGCUGGAGAGGAGGGCAAGAAGAAGCCAGCUCAUCACAAAGCAGCAACUUUGCCUUCAGUUUUGUAAGGGGUAGCACACAUACUUAAAACGCAGAAUUUCCUCUUCAAUGUUUGUUUUGUUUAAUGCCAUGGAUCAAAAGGCCACAGAUUCUUUUGUUUCCUGUCCUGAGCAAUGACAAGCACUUUACUUUCAUAGUAUUUUUUUUUCUUUUCCAAUUGCUGUAGAACCUCUUUGGAAUUAUUGCUGGAGCAGAAAGAGGUCAUUUUAAAAGUUUGGGGUUUUUUGUAGAUGUCUUGACAGUGCUGUUCUGCAGACUGCAAUGCAAUAGGGUAUUUAAAGACACUACGUGAUUGGUUUAAUUAAGAUGUAUAGUUUAUUUUUUAUCAUGACUGAACAAUCAUUUUAUUUCUUAUGUUAAAAUGAGAGGUGUACACCAAAAUGAUUAGUCGAUGUGUUUUAUUUAAUAUUUAAAUAAAAAAUGUUUUAAAAU
Messenger RNA from Aquila chrysaetos chrysaetos, 5570 nucleotides. RefSeq names its product salt inducible kinase 1 (gene SIK1). Gene Ontology annotation, molecular function: tau-protein kinase activity; ATP binding; magnesium ion binding. The transcript has 13 exons. The coding region runs from base 815 to 2983 and encodes 722 amino acids. The record is from RefSeq and is a predicted model, not a curated record. Gene Ontology annotation, biological process: protein phosphorylation; microtubule cytoskeleton organization; intracellular signal transduction. NCBI's taxonomy places the organism in Eukaryota, Metazoa, Chordata, Aves, Accipitriformes, Accipitridae. Gene Ontology annotation, cellular component: cytoplasm.